CCGGCCAGUGCCUCUGCUUCCGGCUCGAAUUGCUCUCUCUCUCUCACGCCUGCCUUCAACAUGUCCGAGACUGCGCCUGCCGCGCCCGCUGCUCCGGCCCCUGCCGAGAAAACACCCGUGAAGAAGAAGGCCCGCAAGUCCGCAGGUGCGGCUAAACGCAAAGCGUCUGGGCCCCCCGUGUCCGAGCUCAUUACUAAGGCUGUUGCCGCCUCCAAGGAGCGCAGCGGUGUAUCUUUGGCCGCUCUCAAGAAAGCGCUGGCAGCCGCUGGCUAUGACGUGGAGAAGAACAACAGCCGCAUCAAGCUGGGUCUCAAGAGCCUGGUGAGCAAGGGCACUCUGGUGCAGACCAAGGGCACCGGCGCAUCGGGUUCUUUCAAACUCAACAAGAAGGCGGCCUCCGGGGAAGCCAAGCCUAAAGCUAAAAAGGCAGGCGCGGCCAAAGCCAAGAAGCCUACAGGAGCGGCGAAGAAGCCCAAGAAGGCGACGGGGGCAGCCACCCCUAAGAAGAGCGCCAAGAAGACCCCAAAGAAGGCGAAGAAGCCGGCUGCGGCUGCUGGAGCCAAAAAAGCGAAAAGCCCGAAAAAGGCUAAAGCAGCCAAGCCAAAAAAGGCGCCCAAGAGCCCAGCGAAGGCCAAAGCAGUGAAACCCAAGGCGGCUAAACCAAAGACCGCCAAGCCCAAGGCAGCCAAGCCAAAGAAGGCGGCAGCCAAGAAAAAGUAGGAAGUUCCUUUGGCCAACUGCUUAGAAGCUCAACACAACCCAAAGGCUCUUUUCAGA
Molecule: messenger RNA, 777 nt
Organism: Mandrillus leucophaeus (drill)
Lineage: Eukaryota; Metazoa; Chordata; Mammalia; Primates; Cercopithecidae
Gene: H1-4
Product: histone H1.4
Exons: 1
Coding region: 61-720 (219 amino acids)
Biological process (GO): nucleosome assembly
Cellular component (GO): nucleosome
Molecular function (GO): DNA binding; structural constituent of chromatin
Source: RefSeq, a predicted model, not a curated record